Molecule: messenger RNA, 1497 nt
Organism: Aegilops tauschii subsp. strangulata
Lineage: Eukaryota; Viridiplantae; Streptophyta; Magnoliopsida; Poales; Poaceae
Source: RefSeq, a predicted model, not a curated record
AUGUCUCAGAUACUCGUUCCAGACUAUGGCCAGACUAGUAGCUCGCCUGUGCUCUUCUCCGCCGGCGCGGCCCCAUCUCCGCGCCUGGCCCUCCUCCCACAGCAGUCCUCCCCGUGCCCAGUCGCAGCGCUGCUCCGCCCUCGAGCUGCUUCCACCCCUCUCCACAUCCAGUGGGUGGGCCGGCCUCCCCUAGCCGCUCCUCCUCCACCCGCGGCCGCAUGCCCGCGCUGGCCCGGUCGUCCGCGUCAGCGCCCCCGCGUGCCUGCUACUACGGCCCGCUCCGUCAAACGCCCCGGCGCGCCAGGCCUACCCUGCUAUGCCAGCGUCGCUGCCCCUCGCCGGCUCCCACGCUCCUGCCGGCUCGCCGCCCCGCGCUGGCCGGCUUGCGCGCACGCCGACCCUCUGCCUCGCGUCGCCCCGGCCAUCGGCUCCUCCCACAACCCGGCUGUGCCGGCUCCGGCCGGCUUCGGUCCCGCCUGCUCGCAGCGUCCGGCCGCGCCCCGCUCCGGCCUCCUCCGCGCGCCCGGCCCGCGACGACUCCGGGUCGCCUGCGCCGCCCGCGGGCUCGCGCCCCCGUCGUCGUCUGCCCCUGCGACGCCACCUCUGGUGUCUCGUCCGCCGCCGCCUCCCGCGCUGGCCGGCCUCUCGCGCCGCCUACUGGACUCGCCCCGCUCGGCCGGCUUCCGCGCUGGCCGGCUCCCCUGCCGCCCUGUGCCCGUCCGCGUCCGGACUACGCGCGCGCCUGCUCCACCUCGAGCCCGGCCGUGUCCGGCUCCCUGGUGCCGCCCCGUGCCCGGCCGGGUCCGGCGAGCGUCGCGCUCGGCCACCCAUCCCCGCCCCAGCCGGCUCCGGGUCCCCGCCGGGUCGCCUCCACCUGCGGCCGGGUGCCCCGCACUCGCCGGCUCCGGGUCCUCGCCGGUUCGCCUCGUGCGCGCUCUCACGCUGGCUCCCGCCCCAUGCGCCUCGCACCGCUGCCUCCAGCCGGCCGCGGCCCCGGGCCGGCUCCGCCCCGCACGCGCGUGGCGCCUCCCACUCCGCCGACCGCCGGCUCCGCCUCCGCCCGUGGCCGGGUUGCGCGUGCCGGCUCCACCUGCCAACCCGGCGACCCGGCGCUUGGCCGGCUCCGCCCCGCAUACCGGCUGGCCGGCUCCGCCUGCCAACCCGGCGACCCGGCGCUCGGCCGGCUCCGCCUCGCCUACCGCCUCCACCGCGCUCGGCCUCCCCGCCGCCUACUCGCGUGCCGGCUCACCGCCCCGGCCGGCUCCCAGCCUGGGCCGCCUCGCAUCCGGCUGCCGUCGCGGCCUCGCCCCGCGCUCCUCUGCCAGCAGAAAAGAGCAUCCGGAUCCGGCUAAAAAAAGAAGAAAGUGCGCGUCCGAGAAACGAAGCAAAAGAAAGAAAUGUGCGUCCGACUGCCAGAUGUGCGUCCGACCGCUGGCUGCCUGGCCGCCUACAAAGAGCCCGACUGAUGUGUCGGAGUCCGCCUGCCCAGCCGACUGA